GAUUAUUGCAAAACGAGGCUAAUAAGGAGAAAUAAUUCGUAGCCUGAAAUGAAAGUGACUGCACGAGAAUUCAUAACUCACGUAGCGCUUGGUGGGCUCAUGGAGGAAAGGACGACAUUUGAACCCUGAUGCUCCUUCUCCAGACCUAAAUUUGUUUUCCUUAAUAUUGGAGUUACCGAUCGUUUGAUCCGACAGCGACGGAAAUGCUCGUGGAUUCACGAAUUCACGUCGCAGAGAUCCGAAUUUCUCGACCGUAAUUUUCAGGUUCGGCGAAUGAGCGAAGCAGGCAUGGCAUGCGUUUGCUCGCAAAUCAUUUAGCGAUGGCGCGAUCGCGAUGCUGGAAGGAAUUACGAAGGGUCCAUCGAAAGUGCUGGAGCUAAAAGGCUGUUUCGAAUCUCAGUCUGCUCGUCGCGUGGGCCCUACGGGCCUUUGUCAGAGGCUUAGAGUCUUCGUCUUCUUCUCCGACCUAUUGCUUUCUGAGAGAUUUCUGCUUUUCCAAUGGAUAGCCGCUCGAAUGCUGCGUCUUUCUUCAUCUCAGUGGUUGUUUGGAGAACUUUUCCGCUACGGAUGUCGGUGGAAAUCAUAGCCAGCAAUGCUCGCAAGCUCUAAUUGUGUGCAUGGAUGCAUGCCGGACGACCGCCCCUUGAAAUCAUAACAAAGAAAGCGGAAAUUGCACGCUCUCAUGAAGCACUAACCUAAUGGACGAUGGAGGAGGAGGACGACGACGGAGGAGCUAAUGGGUUUAUCUUGAUCGAUUCCCGCCCUUCUGAAACCACCACACCUACAGCGAUACCGAACUGACAAAGUAUCCAAGGAUGCUCGUUGAUGGCUGAAAAGUUCAGAAUGUGAGAAAAGGACGAGGCGGCGGGAGUUCUUUCUCACAUGUUGUUGGAGAGUCAAAGCACAGAGCUGCUCUCACUUGAGCCAUGAAGCAGACAGACACAGACAAAUGAAUUGCGGUUGAAGUGUGCAUGAGAAACGGAAGAUACGUUCUGAAAGCAAUGGAAGCUUCCUGAGAAGAAAGAGUAAAGAAUGAAGCAUUUCAGGAUGAGAGUCGGUCUAGAAUUGGUCAGAUUUUGCGGUUGAAGACGAAAAGAGAAGGGGAGAAAUCUUUCUGGUGCUCCUUACGACCGUGGGCGGCAAUGUCGCAUCUCGAUCCUUAUUAUCUCGUUAAAGAUGAAGUGCAGGACUCUAUCGCACAACUUCAGUCAGGCAUGACCCAGUGGAAGCAGCUACCUGAAGUUUCGAAUGAACGGGCCAGCCUCACCAAGAAGCUCAUUUCCAGCUGUGAUACCAUCAAGUGGCAGGUGGACGAACUCGACAAGGCGGUGUCCGUUGCAGAGAGGGAUAUGACCAAAUUUGGAGUUAGUCUGACGGAACUGCAGACACGAAGAGCGUGGAUCAGUUCGACAGUUACCGAGGUGAGUAGUUAUCGGAAGACACUGCAAGUUGCCGAUGAUGCGUUGCGGCUUCCCAUGGCAGCUCCACUCGCAGCCCACGGGGAUGCCCUGAGGGGUCAGAUCGGGCCCGUGCAAAAAAAUCGUCAGAGCUUUGAAAACGAUGAUUAUAUCCAUGGUGAACAAGAAAGGCAAACCCAGUAUUUGAAGGAGCAAGAUGAAGAUCUGGACGAUUUGAGUCAAAGUGUGCAAAGAAUGGGCAACAUUGGCUUAGCAAUCCACGAAGAAUUGGACAGUCAGGAAGUCCUUAUCAGCGAUAUUAGCCGUGAUGUUGAUACCGCAGCUACUCGGCUUGAUUAUGUCCAGAAAAAAAUGGAAACAUUGAUAAAGAAAGCUGGAGCUAAAGGGCAGCUUGUUUUGAUUGCCGUGCUGGUGAUCUUACUAGCUCUUUUGAUCAUGCUGAUAUUUUACACUUGAGACUUUUUCAGCUAGCCGCUGUCUAGAGAUUUGUUGACCAGCGUAUGACAGCUUGGAGCCUUGAUAAUUGAUGGUAUAUAGAAAUCAGUAUAUGUAUAUAUUCUACGACUAGCUCGUAUAAAAUUUGUCAACCUGGCAUUAUCCAGU
Molecule: messenger RNA, 2021 nt
Organism: Marchantia polymorpha subsp. ruderalis
Lineage: Eukaryota; Viridiplantae; Streptophyta; Marchantiopsida; Marchantiales; Marchantiaceae
Source: the annotation of a GenBank genome assembly